Messenger RNA from Rosa chinensis, 2539 nucleotides. Its product is annotated as KH domain-containing protein HEN4. The transcript is spliced from 7 exons. The record is from RefSeq and is a predicted model, not a curated record. Gene Ontology annotation, molecular function: mRNA binding. Lineage: Eukaryota; Viridiplantae; Streptophyta; Magnoliopsida; Rosales; Rosaceae. Bases 153 to 2093 code for a protein of 646 amino acids. Gene Ontology annotation, cellular component: cytoplasm; nucleus. Gene Ontology annotation, biological process: regulation of gene expression.
CACUAUUCCCUGAUGCACCCUAUCCCGAAUUCCUCAAUGCCCCAAAACCCCCAGUCAAGUCUCUGGCCUCUGCAAGAGAGACAAACCUGAAUUUCGAGAGAGAGAGAGAGCCGACGUAGGGAGUCCGGAAAAUUGUAGUGAGGAAAAGUAGUAUGGGAAGCACCUUUCUCUCUCUACCAGCGAAGCGUUCAAUUUCUUCGACAAUGUCCUCCUCUUCCUCCGAGCCCAGCUUAGAAAACGGAUCCUCCAAGCGCUCCAGGUCGCGCCAGCAGCAGGCUCCGCUCACUGUUCCUCCAGGCCACGUCGCCUUCCGCAUGCUCUGCCACGCCUCCCGCAUCGGCGGCGUCAUCGGCAAGUCCGGCACCGUCAUCAAGCAGCUCCAGCAGGCCACCGGCGCAAAGAUCAGAAUCGAGGAGCCGCCCCAACUCGACUCGCCGGACCGGGUCGUCGUAGUCAUCGCUCCCAGCGCAAUCCGGUCCAAGAUUGUGGUCAGUGGAGACCAAGAGAUUGAGGUUUCCAAGGCGCAAGAGGCGCUUUUGAGAGUGUUCGAGAGGAUUCUAGAGGUGGCGGCGGAGACCGGAGCGAUAGGAGUAGGGGUUGGAGUGGUGUCUUGCCGGUUUCUGGCGGAGACGGCGCAGGUCGGCUCGGUGAUAGGCAAGGGCGGCAAGGUGGUGGAGAAGAUUAGAAAAGAGACUGGCUGUAAAAUUAGGGUCUUGAAUGAGAAAUUGCCCGUUUGUGCUGCUCCUUCUGACGAGAUGGUAGAGAUAGAAGGGGAUAUUUUGGCUGUAAAGAAAGCACUUGUUGCUGUCUCCAGCCGUCUUCAAGAUUGUUCACCAGUUGACAAGACAAGGAUGACUGGAAGUAGGCCUAUUGAGACAGUUCCUCGUGAAACUUUACCUGAUAUUCGUGUAGAUCACCUUUCACAGAGGAACUCAGUGAUUUCCAAUUUGCCGAGCAGCUCCAUGAGUUAUGCUUCAGGAGUUCGUCCGCCAUCAAUAGAGGCUGAAAGGAUCUCAACACUGGAUACAAGAACACUCCAGCAGGAAGUUACUUUUAAGAUUCUUUGUGCCAAUGAUAGGGUUGGGGGUGUCAUUGGAAAAGGGGGUGCCAUUGUCAGGGCUCUUCAGAAUGAGACUGGUGCUACUAUAAGUGUUGGAGGAUCUGUGGCCGAGUGUGAUGAAAGAUUAAUUACUGUUACUGCCUCAGAGAAUCCUGAGUCCCGCUACUCGCCAGCACAAAAGGGUCUUGUUCUUGUCUUCUCAAGGUCUGUAGAGGCAGGCAUUGAAAAGGGGCAAGACUCGAGCUCCAAAGGGUCACCUCUUAUUGCACGCCUUGUUGUCCCGACAAGCCAAGUUGGUUGUUUGCUGGGAAAAGGAGGUGUAAUAGUUUCAGAGAUUCGGAAGGUAACUGGUACCGGUAUACGGAUAAUAGGUGGUGACCAGGUCCCGAAGUGUGCCUUAGAGAAUGACGAAGUUGUACAGGUUUCAGGAAAUUUUUCAAGUGUGCAAGAUGCUUUGUACAAUAUUACUGGUAGGUUACGAGAUAACCUUUUCUCCAACACAGUAAAUAAUUCUGGAAGGAGGAAUAGUUCAGCCGUGCUAACAGAUACCAGUCCUUAUGGAAGACUCAGGGAUCCUGCUCCUACUGGAUUUCAGCCUUCUUCAUCAGUUGGUGUUACUUAUGGUCUCGGUCGACAUACUACUCUAACUCAAAGUAUGGAUCAUCUUGGACUUUCCCAUAAUUUAGAUCAUCCUUCUUCACCAAGGCCAUGGGCAACACAGAUGGUUGCUCCAAGGGGAAUCUCAGAUACUGACAGGGGUUUGACUUCUCUUAAAAGUGGCUCGGAUCUUGGCAGUGGAAGCAAAUCUGCCAUUGUGACAAAUACAACUGUAGAGAUCAUAGUUCCUGAAAAUGUUAUUAGCUCAGUGUACGGAGAGAAUGGCACCAAUUUGGCUCGACUGAGACAGGGAACAGGGGAGCUAACACGAAAUAAAUUAAGUUGGAGCAUGUCCUGCAUCAUACAAGAGAAUAUGAGCAAAGGAGGAAGGUGGAAACCGAACCCAAUCAGCUGGACACUGCCUCUUGCGAGCUAACAAGGUGAUGUGGUCUGCUGCCUGAUUAGCUAUUUUGCUGGUCCAACCCCAGCUAAAAGAACCAAGAUCAACUGUUAAAGCUCUGAUAUGAUCCACAAGAGGCUACAUAGCCCAAUCUGUGGAUGUGGUGCAAUGGGUGAGGAGCUUAACAAGUUGGAGAGAAUCAAUCUCAAACAGAAAAUGAGUAGAUGGUAUGGACAGGGCUAACUGGACACCCAAUCUGACUGCCAAUGCUUCUGCAACCAAAGACGAAGAAGCAUGGGUAAAUAAAAUGUUCCCAGAUACAAGUGAACCAGAAGAGUUCCUAGCCACAGCAGCUAGUCCUGUUCCUUCCAAAGUCCAUGAAGCAUCAGUAUUUAUUUUUAGGACUAAAUACUCGUUACUUCUCAUACUUUUGCAUGAAAAACAGUUUAGUCCAAAAUUUUAAAAUUAAACAGUUUAGUCUU